This is a messenger RNA of Pimephales promelas (fathead minnow), 4240 nucleotides long. NCBI's taxonomy places the organism in Eukaryota, Metazoa, Chordata, Actinopteri, Cypriniformes, Leuciscidae. The record is from RefSeq and is a predicted model, not a curated record.
UGUUAAUUCACUGCGCUAAGGGUGUCAGCCACGCCCCUACACUUUUCCUGGCAUAUCUCAUGAUCCACCAUGACAUGACAGGGGAUGAAGCCAUCGAUUACCUCAUUCAGAGAGGUGUGUCUGGAAAUAUACCUCAACGGCGUGUACCAUGGCACUGAGACUUUCCAAGUACCAGCAGAGGAUGAGGACCAGGUGGAGUGCAGGAUCAUCCCCGAUGCCAUCUGCGACCUUUUCGGGAGCUCGGCAGUGAUCGAUUCCCUGGAAAGGAUUGAUUCACCUGAGGACAUGCCAGUCAGUUCCAGUGUUGUAGAGGGGGGCGCUGUGCAGGUUGACUCUGUGAACGACUCAACCGCCUCAGCUAGUGUUGUUGAGAGAGAUGGGCUCGAGGAGGAAGUCAAAAAUGUCUCCUCAGUGUUGGUGUCUCCAACGGAAUUGGCAGGGAGUGGGACCGACGCUUCUCCUGAAACCCCAGAGAACAGCCCAACAGAAAGUACCAAAGUGUGGAUGAUGAAGAAAGCGAGUGGAUUCUUUCAGAUGCUUUUUGGCGUCCCAGAGCCACUGUGUGUCCCAGACACUCAUCAGCCAACAUCUGCAACGGAUCUGGUCGAUUCUGAGCAGGAAACCCCCGUGGAUCUGGACAAUUUGGAGCAACCGGAUGUCCCAGUUCCAAUAGUUUCGGAGCAGGAAACUCCAGUGGAUCUCGUUGAUCUAGAGGAGUCCAGCGUCUCGGCUCUAAACCGUUCUGAGGCAGAACCAGUGUCCACUGAAGGUCUGGAAGUUGAAGUCAAGGAUGCCAUUUCAGAUCUGAAGAGCCCUACUCUGGUGUGUGAGGAUCUGAGCGACUCCGCAGGGCCUUCAGGGAGAACCAGUGGGAUCGAUCAGAGUGGCAUGGAUGCUUCUCCUGAAACCCCUGUAAAGAUCAGCCCAAAAGAAAGUACCAAAGUGAGGAAGAAGGGAAAAAUUAGGGCAUUCUUCAAAAAGCUUUUUAGGAUUGAUCCGGCUGUUCCAGAGACCUUGUGUCUCCCAGAUGCAAGCGUUCCUGAGAUGGAUCCUGAAUCGGAGCUGUCUGAUGCAUAUGAAUCGUCUGAUGAGGGUCCAAGCGUUGCUGAGAUGGUUUCUGAAUGGGAUCUGUCUGAUUCAUAUGAAUCGUCUGAUGAGGGUCCAAGCGUUGCUGAGAUGGUUUCUGAAUGGGAUCUGUCUGAUUCAUAUGAAUCGUCUGAUGAGGGUCCAAGCGUUGCUGAGAUGGAUCCUGAAUGGGAUCUGUCUGAUGCAUAUGAAUCGUGUGAUGAGGGUCCAAGCGUUCCUGAGAUGGAUCCUGAAUCGGAUCUGUCUGAUGCAUAUGAAACGUGUGAUGAGGGUCCAAGCGUUCCUGAGAUGGAUCCUGAAUCGGAUCUGUCUGAUUCGGAUGAAUCGUGUGUCCAAGGACCAAGCAGUCCUUGUGCAUGCACUUCCAAGCAGGAACUAGUUCAAGAAGGACCCGAUUCCCGUUUUGCGGAGCGUGUGAAGGGCUGUACAAAGGAUCUGGAACCUGUCACCGAGGUGUGGAACAACAUCUUCAUUGGAAAUGAAGUGAUAGCAGAGGACCGAAUGAAACUGAAGGAGCUGGGGAUUACUCACAUCCUCAAUGCUGCUGCUUUGAAGAAUAAUCUGAGGGUCUUGAUGGGAGUCCCGUGCGAGGAAGACCUGAUGGAAACCGUUGAUACAGGGGCGAGUUACUACAGAGGCAUGAACAUCACGUAUUGCCGCAUGCCUACAACGCAAACUUCCAACAUCAGCAAAUACUUCGUGCCAGCUGCCAAAUUCAUUCACAAGGCCAUGAAAAACCCACAAAAUAAGGUGUUAAUUCACUGCGCUAAGGGUGUCAGCCACGCCCCUACACUUUUCCUGGCAUAUCUCAUGAUCCACCAUGACAUGACAGGGGAUGAAGCCAUCGAUUACCUCAUUCAGGUACGAUACAUCAAGCCCGACUUAGACUUCCUGAAGAAGCUGACGAUCCUCGACCAGUUAUUGUGCACAAUGAGACUUGUGCACAAAACAACCAGUUAUAGAAGGGAAAACGACAAGACCUGGUUAAAGAAGCUAGAAGCCAAAAUACUGCAAAAGAAGUGCUGCUGUACACCGGACAAAGAGUGUGGACGGAUUGAGAGAAGAUUCACACUUUUUCGAGCUUUUCAUCUUAGAACUUGCUCCAGAGAGGUGUGUCUGGAAAUAUACCUCAACGGCGUGUACCAUGGCACUGAGACUUUCCAAGUACCAGCAGAGGAUGAGGACCAGGUGGAGUGCAGGAUCAUCCCCGAUGCCAUCUGCGACCUUUUCGGGAGCUCGGCAGUGAUCGAUUCCCUGGAAAGGAUUGAUUCACCUGAGGACAUGCCAGUCAGUUCCAGUGUUGUAGAGGGGGGCGCUGUGCAGGUUGACUCUGUGAACGACUCAACCGCCUCAGCUAGUGUUGUUGAGAGAGAUGGGCUCGAGGAUGAAGUCAAAAAUGUCUCCUCAGUGUUGGUGUCACCAACGGAAUUGGCAGGGAGCGGGAUCGACGCUUCUCCUGAAACCCCAGAGAACAGCCCAACAGAAAGUACCAAAGUGUGGAUUAUGAAGAAAGCGAGUGGAUUCUUUCAGAUGCUUUUUGGUGUCCCAGAGCCACUGUGUGUCCCAGACACUCAUCAGCCAACAUCUGCAACGGAUCUGGUCGAUUCUGAGCAGGAAACCCCCGUGGAUCUGGACAAUUUGGAGCAACCGGAUGUCCCAGUUCCAAUAGUUUCGGAGCAGGAAACUCCAGUGGAUCUCGUUGAUCUAGAGGAGUCCAGCGUCUCGGCUCUAAACCGUUCUGAGGCAGAACCAGUGUCCACUGAAGGUCUGGAAGUUGAAGUCAGGGAUGCCAUUUCAGAUCUGAAGAGCCCUACUCUGGUGUGUGAGGAUCUGAGCGACUCCGCAGGGCCUUCAGGGAGAACCAGUGGGAUCGAUCAGAGUGGCAUGGAUGCUUCUCCUGAAACCCCUGUAAAGAUCAGCCCAAAAGAAAGUACCAAAGUGAGGAAGAAGGGAAAAAUUAGGGCAUUCUUCAAAAAGCUUUUUAGGAUUGAUCCGGCUGUUCCAGAGACCUUGUGUCUCCCAGAUGCAAGCGUUCCUGAGAUGGAUCCUGAAUCGGAGCUGUCUGAUGCAUAUGAAUCGUCUGAUGAGGGUCCAAGCGUUGCUGAGAUGGUUUCUGAAUGGGAUCUGUCUGAUUCAUAUGAAUCGUGUGAUGAGGGUCCAAGCGUUGCCGAGAUGGAUCCUGAAUCAGAUCUUUCUGAUGCAUAUGAAUCGUGUGAUGAGGGUCCAAGCGUUCCUGAGAUGGAUCCUGAAUCGGAUCUGUCUGAUUCGGAUGAAUCGUGUGUCCAAGGACCAAGCAGUCCUUGUGCAUGCACUUCCAAGCAGGAACUAGUUCAAGAAGGACCCGAUUCCCGUUUUGCGGAGCGUGUGAAGGGCUGUACAAAGGAUCUGGAACCUGUCACCGAGGUGUGGAACAACAUCUUCAUUGGAAAUGAAGUGAUAGCAGAGGACCGAAUGAAACUGAAGGAGCUGGGGAUUACUCACAUCCUCAAUGCUGCUGCUUUGAAGAAUAAUCUGAGGGUCUUGAUGGGAGUCCCGUGCGAGGAAGACCUGAUGGAAACCGUUGAUACAGGGGCGAGUUACUACAGAGGCAUGAACAUCACGUAUUGCCGCAUGCCUACAACGCAAACUUCCAACAUCAGCAAAUACUUCGUGCCAGCUGCCAAAUUCAUUCACAAGGCCAUGAAAAACCCACAAAAUAAGGUGUUAAUUCACUGCGCUAAGGGUGUCAGCCACGCCCCUACACUUUUCCUGGCAUAUCUCAUGAUCCACCAUGACAUGACAGGGGAUGAAGCCAUCGAUUACCUCAUUCAGGUACGAUACAUCAAGCCCGACUUAGACUUCCUGAAGAAGCUGACGAUCCUCGACCAGUUAUUGUGCACAAUGAGACUUGUGCACAAAACAACCAGUUAUAGAAGGGAAAACGACAAGACCUGGUUAAAGAAGCUAGAAGCCAAAAUACUGCAAAAGAAGUGCUGCUGUACACCGGACAAAGAGUGUGGACGGAUUGAGAGAAGAUUCACACUUUUUCGAGCUUUUCAUCUUAGAAGUGCUUGAUUAUGACUACACUUCCGUUUUAAAUAAAUAAAACAUUUUAAGGACUAAAACAAAUGGCAGUUUGACAAUUGUGAGUCUCUCCAUCUUUAAACAUAAAAGG